CGACCCAGGAGGGACACCCGAGUGCUUGUGGCCGUGUUACUUUUGCAGGGGUCCCGCCGCACCUCCAGGGGCCCGGCUGGGGUGCUGCGGGAACCCCCUCGGGGAGGCCACAAACCAAGCAUGGGGAAGAGCUGCAAAGUGGUCGUGUGUGGCCAGGCCUCCGUGGGCAAAACAUCAAUCUUGGAGCAGCUUCUGUAUGGGAACCAUGUAGUGGGUUCUGAGAUGAUUGAGACACAGGAGGACAUCUAUGUGGGCUCCAUCGAGACUGACCGGGGGGUGCGAGAGCAGGUGCGCUUCUAUGACACACGGGGACUCCGUGAUGGGGCCGAAUUGCCCCGACACUGCUUCUCUUGCACGGAUGGCUUUGUCCUGGUCUACAGCACAGACAGCCGGGAGUCCUUCCAGCGUGUGGAGAUGCUGAAGAAGGAGAUCGACAAGUCCAAGGACAAGAAAGAGGUUACUAUUGUGGUCCUUGGCAACAAAUGUGACCUGCAGGAGCAGCGCCGAGUUGACCCAGAUGUGGCGCAGCACUGGGCCAAGUCGGAGAAGGUGAAACUCUGGGAGGUGUCCGUGGCGGACCGACGCUCCCUCCUGGAGCCCUUCAUCUACCUGGCCAGCAAGAUGACCCAGCCCCAGAGCAAGUCCGCCUUCCCCCUGAGCCGCAAAAACAAGGGCAGUGGCUCCCUGGAUGGCUGAGGAACUGUCGUCACCAUUUCACUGUCCUAGACCCCAUCCAGCCUGGGUGGCCUCCAGAAGUGGGUUUCCAGGAGAGGGCAGAGCUAACAGUUGGGCUGUCAUCAACCAUGGGGUGGUGCUCCCACUGGGGCAGGCAGCCGGGUUAUACCUGGCCACCUUUGCUUCCUCCCAGCUCUGGGAACUGCAGGUCACCCCACUUCCACCCCCUCUGUUCCCAGGUGACUUCUGAAGGGGUUAUUGGAG
This is a messenger RNA of Suncus etruscus (white-toothed pygmy shrew), 939 nucleotides long. RefSeq names its product NFKB inhibitor interacting Ras like 2 (gene NKIRAS2). The record is from RefSeq and is a predicted model, not a curated record. Bases 121 to 696 code for a protein of 191 amino acids. The transcript has 4 exons. NCBI's taxonomy places the organism in Eukaryota, Metazoa, Chordata, Mammalia, Eulipotyphla, Soricidae. Gene Ontology annotation, biological process: canonical NF-kappaB signal transduction. Gene Ontology annotation, molecular function: GTPase activity; GTP binding.